Uranotaenia lowii is the source of this 2793-nucleotide messenger RNA. RefSeq names its product heat shock protein 60A (gene Hsp60A). Gene Ontology annotation, molecular function: protein-folding chaperone binding; ATP-dependent protein folding chaperone; ATP binding. NCBI's taxonomy places the organism in Eukaryota, Metazoa, Arthropoda, Insecta, Diptera, Culicidae. The transcript has 2 exons. Gene Ontology annotation, cellular component: mitochondrial matrix; mitochondrial inner membrane. The record is from RefSeq and is a predicted model, not a curated record. Gene Ontology annotation, biological process: protein import into mitochondrial intermembrane space; protein refolding; mitochondrial unfolded protein response. The coding region runs from base 38 to 1762 and encodes 574 amino acids.
AAAACUUACUACAACUCCCUAUUCCCCCUUUCACAGAAUGUUCCGACUACCAACCGUACUACGUUGCAGCGCCGCCCGGCAGGUGGCAGCGGGUUAUCGCGGCUACGCCAAGGAUGUGCGUUUCGGCCCCGAAGUCCGGGCCCUGAUGUUGCAGGGUGUGGACGUGCUGGCCGAUGCCGUUGCCGUCACGAUGGGCCCCAAGGGCCGGAACGUGAUCCUGGAACAGAGCUGGGGAUCGCCGAAGAUCACCAAGGAUGGCGUCACGGUGGCCAAGGGAAUCGAACUGAAGUGUAAGUUCCAGAACAUCGGUGCCAAGCUGGUGCAGGAUGUGGCGAAUAACACCAACGAGGAGGCCGGCGAUGGAACUACUACCGCUACCGUUUUGGCUCGGGCCAUUGCCAAGGAAGGCUUCGAACGCAUUUCCAAGGGAGCGAACCCGGUGGAAAUUCGACGAGGUGUUAUGUUGGCUGUCGAUGCCGUUAAGGCUCAUUUGAAGUCCCUGUCAAGGAACGUAACUUCUCCUGAAGAAAUCGCCCAAGUAGCCACCAUUUCGGCUAACGGAGACCGUGCAAUUGGAGAUCUGAUUAGCGAGGCGAUGAAGCGCGUCGGAAAGGAUGGCGUCAUUACGGUCAAGGAUGGCAAGACUUUGGUCGAUGAGCUGGAGGUGAUCGAAGGUAUGAAGUUUGAUCGCGGAUACAUUUCACCGUACUUCAUCAAUUCGAGCAAGGGUGCCAAGGUUGAGUUCCAGGAUGCUUUGGUUUUAUAUUCGGAGAAGAAGAUCUCGAGCGUUCAGUCCAUCAUUCCCGCUCUGGAACUGGCAAAUGGCCAACGCAAACCACUGGUCAUCAUUGCCGAGGAUGUCGAUGGUGAGGCACUGAGCACCCUGGUCGUGAACCGACUGAAGAUUGGUCUGCAGGUUGCUGCCGUGAAAGCUCCAGGUUUCGGAGACAACCGAAAGAGCACCCUGGCCGAUAUGGCUAUCAGCACCGGUGGAAUCGUUUUCGGAGAUGAUGCCAACCUUGUGAAGCUGGAAGAUGUGCAGCUGUCGGAUCUUGGCCAUAUUGGAGAAAUCGUCAUUACCAAGGAUGAUUGUCUGAUGCUGAAGGGCAAGGGUUCUCAGGAACACAUCCAGGCCCGCGUUGAUCAAAUCCGGGACCAGAUUGCUGAAACCACUUCGGAGUACGAGAAAGAAAAGCUGCAGGAGCGAUUGGCUCGGCUAUCGUCGGGUGUCGCCGUUCUGAAGGUAGGAGGUUCCAGUGAAGUUGAGGUAAAUGAGAAGAAAGAUCGCGUUAACGAUGCCCUGUGCGCUACUCGGGCUGCCGUUGAAGAAGGUAUUGUUCCCGGAGGCGGCACUGCCCUGUUGCGUUGUUUGAAGGCUCUCGAAAAUCUUUCUGGAGCCAAUGACGAUCAGAAGGCUGGUAUCGACAUUGUUCGUAAAGCGCUUCAUCAGCCGUGUACUCAGAUUGCCAAAAACGCUGGCAUGGAUGGCUCCGUUGUUGUGGCCAAGGUUCUGGACUUGCAGGGAGACUUCGGUUACGAUGCCUUGAACAGCGAAUACGUUAACCUGAUCGAACGUGGUAUCAUUGAUCCCACCAAAGUCGUUCGAACUGCCCUCACCGAUGCUUCCGGAGUUGCCUCGCUACUCUCCACUGCCGAAUGUGUUGUAACGGAAGAACCAAAACCGGAAGGAGCCGGUGGCAUGCCAGGAAUGGGUGGCAUGGGAGGAAUGGGAGGCAUGGGUGGAAUGGGUGGAAUGAUGUAAACUGAACCUCCAAACUCUUAAGACUCUUUAUCAGUUAAGAUAACCAUCAACCGGAGCUACGGAUGAAGCUACUUGGAAGAAUUUGUCAAACCUAGCAAGAAACAAAACGACCCAUUCUUGCCAGAUACCUUCAUCCAGAACAACUCCAAGAACACAUUCUAACCGAAUGCAUUUAGUAAAACGACGCAAAGGCUCUUCAAUCUUCUCAUGCAUUUGACAGAACCAUGGAUAUGUUUUUUCAUAAUCAGGGCGCAGUGCGCCCGGAACAGCUCUAUUCAAAUUUAGGAAACCUAGCGCGAUUGUGAUUAUACUGUGUUGAAUAGAGGGCUCCGUCUAACAGCGAAUACAAUAACACAAAAAGUUUGUUUUAAAUUAAAACAAACCGGUAACGAAAAUUUUUCAAAUUACUCGGAAUGAAUAAGGCUAAGGUCUAGAGUUGUAGGACGUUAUUUUAAGUUUUCCCCCUUCUUUACUUUCAUGUUAAUCCAGUUAUUUUUACUUGAUUAAACUUAACAUUACCAUCACCAGUAAAAAAAACCAAGCGGAAGCAUUUCGUUGAACAAAUAGGCAGCAGCGCUCCGAUGCUUUUAUACCUUCGAAAGAAUUCAUAAUAGUCAAAACGUAGUUGUAUAGAUUUAUUUGUGUACGUUUGUUUCCAUUUAUUCCGUUAUAAGUAGUAUUUUUCUUUGGAAUGUAGAUUUCGGUAGAAUUCGCCCGUUCUCGUGUAAAUGUUGAAGAACGGCGCAAAAUAAACGCAGAAUCGUACUCUUAAACACUCUUCCUCGAUCACAUAGCGGUGAUAACCGAUAUGUUUAGUAUAGAAAUUGAAACGUGAGGGUUUUCUCUAUUUCGGCGUGGGUUAUCAACACUGGUGAUCGAGGCAGGAAAUUGUUAUUGUGAACAACAAAUCCUAUAAAACGCCACAAAGAGCAACUUGUGGAAUUUCCGAAUAAGCACGUAGAUAUUGCCAAGCAUUACCAAUAUCUGAAAGAAAAGCAACAGAGAAUAUAACUAUACAAGAUUUUUUAUAC